Rhinichthys klamathensis goyatoka is the source of this 3789-nucleotide messenger RNA. RefSeq names its product mcf.2 cell line derived transforming sequence-like a (gene mcf2la). The record is from RefSeq and is a predicted model, not a curated record. Lineage: Eukaryota; Metazoa; Chordata; Actinopteri; Cypriniformes; Leuciscidae. Bases 409 to 3498 code for a protein of 1029 amino acids. Gene Ontology annotation, cellular component: cytoplasm; extrinsic component of membrane. Gene Ontology annotation, biological process: positive regulation of Rho protein signal transduction; intracellular signal transduction. Gene Ontology annotation, molecular function: guanyl-nucleotide exchange factor activity; protein binding. The transcript has 30 exons.
AAAGACACUUGGAAUAUCAGCAUUAGGGGUUGUUUCUGUACAUUCAAGCUGCUUUUUUUUUAAUAUCAGGAGUGUGCAAUUGGAUUUUUCCGCUGCCUCGGUCACUAAAAAGCAGCUUGAUUCUGCUGGCGUUCUCCAUGGUGAUGGACGUAGCAACCAGCUCAGCAUCUCUGCGCUACGCUUGCAUUCUGGGCUAGUGCUUUUCAACUCUCAGCUCGACGGGGGGUCGGCUUCAUCCUGGUCAUUGACCGCCGGCAAGACAGAUGGGCAUCAGUGAAGGGGACACUGCUGCGGAUCGCGGGCGCUUUCCCAGGCAACCUGCAGCUGGUGCUGGUACUGAGACCCACAACACUCUUCCAGCGGACUCUCUCAGACAUCUUAUUUAAGUUUAACAAGGAUGAGUUUAAAAUGAAGGUGCCGGUGAUCAUGCUCAGCUCUGUGACUGAGCUCCACAGUUACAUCGACCGCACACAGCUCACGCAGGAACUGGGCGGCACGCAGGAGUACUGCCACGAGAAAUGGAUUUCACACCGCACCGCCAUUGAAGGUUUUGCUCUGAUGGUGAAGAAAACAGCACAGACUCUCCAGUCUUUCGGGACAGAGCUGGCAGAGACAGAACUGCCCAAUGAUGUCGAGGCCACGUCCAACCUUCUAACCAUCCACACAGAGAAAAAGGACAAGAUGAAGGAUGACUUGAGGAUCGCUCUCUGUCAGGGAGGACGUUUGCUGGAGAGCAUCAAUGAGCCGCUGGUGAAAGAUCCAGAUUACACCAUGAACCAGGAUGAACUGGAGAACCUGGCUACCGUUCAGAGGUUGCUUGGUCAAUUAGAUGAGACUGAAACGGCAUUUGAUGAUUUUUGGGACAAACAUCAGACCAAGCUAGAGCAAUGUCUGCAACUGCGGCAUUUUGAGCAGGACUACAGGGAGGUUAGAGGUCAUUUAGACCUGGUGUAUGAAAGACUAUCAGGCUUCUCGGAAGUAGGAAUAAGCCCCGCCCACGCUGAACAUAUCCUGAAAGAGCUGACCAAUCAUGAAGAAAGAGCUUGCGAGGUGUUGGACCGGGCUCUGUCUCUAGCGUGCGAUGCAGAUCUGCUGAUCGAAGCGUCUCAUUAUGCUGUGGAUUCCAUCCUGCCCAAAUGCUCUGAGCUGCGGGUUGUGUGUGAGGAGAUCAGCGGUGUCCUGAACGACAAGAAAGCUCAUCUGCACAAAGCCAUGGAGCUACACCAGUCUCUAGAGAAGGCCUCUAAAUGGUGUGAUGAUGGGAUCUACCUGCUGGCGUCUCAGCCUGUGGAUAAGUGUCAAUCACAGGAUGGGGCGGAGUCAGCGCUGCAGGAGAUUGAGCGUUACCUGGAUACAGCCAAUCAGCACAAGCUGACAGAUUUGAGUGCAAUUUGGAGGGACUAUGAGUCAGUGCUCACUCAAGACUUCAGGGAUCAGGUGGACAAAGUGUUUCAGAAGCAGCUGUCCAUGCAGGAAAUGUUCGAGAAGAGGAGGGUCAGUCUUAAGAAGUUAGCAGCCAAACAGACACGACCCGUGCAGCCCGUCGCCCCACGUCCUGAGGCCAUCAUCAAAUCACCCAUCUUGUCUCCAGCGCAUAGGGAGAAGACUAUAGAGGGUGAUAUCAUCAAUGGAAACUGCAGAAAAGGAGAGAUGCACUUACAGAAUGACGGCAGCAGACACCCAUCUGUCUCUGAUGAAGAGGAGAACUUUGCUGUGCUUAGACGGCAUGUGAUGAACGAGCUGUUGGAGACGGAGAGAGCGUAUGUGGAGGAGCUGCUGUGUGUGCUGGAGGGUUAUGCAGCAGAAAUGGACAAUCCAGCCAUGGCUCAUCUCAUCCCCAACACGCUGCUUCACAAGAAGGACAUCCUCUUUGGCAACAUGCCUGAGAUAUACCAGUUCCACAAGAAGACUUUUCUUCGUGAACUGGAGACGUACACAGACUAUCCUGAGCUUGUGGGCCGGUGUUUUUUGGAGAGAAUGAUGGAUCUGCAGAUAUAUGAGAAGUACUGUCAGAACAAGCCUCGCUCCGAGUCUCUGUGGAGACAGUGCUCUGACUGCGCUUUCUUCCAGGAGUGUCAAAAGAAACUAGAGCAUAAGCUUGGUUUGGACUCGUACCUGCUCAAGCCUGUGCAGAGAAUAACCAAAUACCAGCUUUUACUCAAGGAACUGUUGAAGUACAGUAAAGGCUGUGACGGUGAGGAAGACCUACAGGAGGCGCUCUCAUCUAUUCUAGGCAUCCUAAAAGCUGUGAAUGACUCCAUGCACCUUAUCGCCAUCACUGGAUAUGAAGGCAACCUCAGCGAUCUGGGCCGCUUGAUGAUGCAGGGGUCGUUCAGCGUGUGGUUGGAGCAUAAGAAGGGUCACGCGAAAGUGAAAGACCUGGCACGCUUCAAGCCCAUGCAGAGACACCUCUUCCUGCACGAGAAAUAUCUGCUCUUCUGUAAGAAACGAGAGGAGAACGGAGAAGGUUAUGAGAAAGCCCCGUCAUACAGCUUUAAACACUCACUCAACAUGAGUGCUGUAGGCAUUACUGAGAAUGCAAAAGGGGACAACAAAAAGUUUGAGAUCUGGUGUAAUUCUCGAGAGGAGGUGUAUAUCGUACAGGCGGCGACACCAGAAAUCAAAACGGCAUGGGUGAAUGAGAUCCGGAAGGUUCUAACGGGGCAACUAAAGGCUUGCAGAGAGGCGAGGCAGCAGAAGAGCUCAGAUCAGUUAACUCCCACCAGCAGCGGUCUAACCCUGAGCCCCUUCAAGACCAACCCAAAGAGCCUCAAGAAGGGAGAAGAGAAGAAAACUGAGCCCACAGCAGCAGAUCCCAGUAAUCCUGCCUUACUCAAAAAUAACGACAAGGUCAAAGACGAGACUGUCACCAGUCCCAACUCUGAGAGAGCUGCAGUGGCUAAAAAACGCUUUACACUGCAGGGCUUCAGUAACCUCAAGAGCCAAAAAGAGUUUAUAGCAGCCUCUGGUGGCAAAAGCCUCACACUUCCAAUGGUCAUCACUCUCUGCCCUCCAGACGCAGGUCCACACAUCUCUCUUACCCGAGUGAGAUGGAUGAGCACUUCUAGUCUGUUGCAGACUAAAAGGAGAGGCUUCACCAAGGCGUCGCUGUCCAUGGAUGCGUCUGAGGAGAACGACGGUUACUCGAGCGCCGAGGACCCCAUGAACUCUGAUCCUGAGGAUGAGGGAGGGAAGAAGCUGUCUCCCGGCAGGUACGUGGUAGUAGCUGACCACGAGAAAAGCGGCCCACAGGAGCUGACGGUUAAGAGCGGGGACACGGUGGAGCUGGUGAGAGAGGGAGACGACGGACGCUGGUUUGUACGUAAUCUGCGGACCAAUAAGGAAGGCUGGGUCCCUGCUGCAAACUUGCUCACUCUCAUCAGAGAAUCCAAAUCUUCUCAAUCUCUCUCCAGCUCAGAAGGCAGUGGGUCUGGAAACCUCAGCACGUCGUCCAGCUGCAGCGAAACCUACACGAGCUUCUCUGACAUCAAAACCUGAAGCGCAUGCUCCAGCGUCUUGUGGCAGCUCCUACACAGUGCACUUUCUACUGAAGCUCCUCGAGCCUUUGUACUGUAUUUAACCUCCUCAACCGAGAAAGGAAUCGACCUCUGCGGUCAAUAUACGCCAUUCAGGAUAUUUUAUAGAGAGCGUCACCCUUUCUCAACCGUCUCUCCUUCAUAAGAGAGAGAAAAAAUGUCUGCUGUUCCCAUUCACAUUCUCAUUAACUUUGAAAAUAUCGUGUGAUGCUGUUCGUUUCGCAUCUGCAUGCAUUUCCUCAAAGAGUAAAAG